This is a messenger RNA of Sipha flava (yellow sugarcane aphid), 309 nucleotides long. RefSeq lists its product as uncharacterized. The record is from RefSeq and is a predicted model, not a curated record. NCBI's taxonomy places the organism in Eukaryota, Metazoa, Arthropoda, Insecta, Hemiptera, Aphididae. The coding region runs from base 1 to 309 and encodes 102 amino acids. The transcript has a single exon.
AUGUCAAGUAAAACUUUAUUACAAGUUCUGUGUGUGGCAGAAGCAGCCGGAGAGCUGAAUAGUCUCGCUUCACCAGAACGAAGAUACUGGGUCCAUCCAAUGAACUCCGACCGUGAAAAAAAAAAAAAAUUUACAGCUUUUUAUGAAAAUAUUCGCAAACAUCCUGAAAAAUUUUACGAGUAUUUUCGGAUGUCCUUAAAAUCUUUUGAUGAACUUUUAACAAGACUUCGAGUACAUUUGACAAAAGAGAAUACCAAUACGCGUAAUGCAAUAAGUGCGGAAGAAAGACUGACUGUGACUCUGAGGUAA